GCACACGCGUUGGGCGGUGGCGGGAUUUGGCCGCGUGCACCUUCCCGCCCCUGCCCGCCCAGCGCCCGCCGCGAGUAGCGCCGUCCGUCCGGCCUCGCAGACCCGCCCUGUGUUGGUUCCCCCGAAGCUCUGCGAGCCCCUCCUCCUACCCAGUUUCUUCUAGGGCCCAGGCCCCGCCCGUUUCCCACAUCCUGGGCCCGGUUCGUUCCCGACUCAGCCCGUCCCUCUCUGCGCCCCUGCUGCUUCUGCUGAAGGCGGAGGCUCCAUGUUGUCCCCUCCUCGAGCGGUAGCGGCUGCCUCGGGAGGAGCAGGUGAUGCCAUGGAGAGUGGAAAGCCUGGCCCAGUGCAGGUUGUUUUGGUUCAGAAAGACCAGCAUUCCUUUGAGUUAGAAGAGAAAGCCUUGGCCAGCAUUCUCUUGCAGGACCACAUCCGAGACCUUGAUGUGGUGGUGGUGUCGGUGGCUGGUGCUUUCCGAAAGGGCAAGUCCUUCUUCCUGGACUUCAUGCUACGAUACUUAUAUUUCCAGAAGGAAGGUGGCUGUUCAAAUUGGUUGGGUGACUCAGAAGAACCAUUAACAGGGUUUUCAUGGAGAGGGGGCUCUGACCCAGAAACAACGGGGAUUCAGAUCUGGAGUGAAGUUUUCACUGUGGAGAAGCCGGGUGGGAAGAAGGUUGCAGUUGUUCUGAUGGAUACCCAGGGGGCAUUUGACAGCCAGUCCACUGUGAAAGAUUGUGCCACCAUCUUCGCUCUCAGCACCAUGACUAGUUCUGUUCAGAUUUAUAAUUUGUCCCAGAACAUUCAGGAAGAUGAUCUUCAACAGUUACAGCUCUUCACAGAAUAUGGUCGUCUGGCAAUGGAUGAAAUUUUCCAAAAACCCUUCCAGACACUGAUGUUUUUGGUUCGAGACUGGAGUUUCCCUUAUGAAUACAGCUAUGGACUACAGGGAGGAAUGUCCUUUUUGGAUAAGCGUCUACAGGUAAAAGAACAUCAACACGAGGAAAUUCAGAAUGUCCGAAACCACAUUCACUCCUGCUUCUCCAAUGUCACCUGUUUUCUCCUACCACACCCAGGACUCCAGGUGGCCACAAGCCCUGACUUUGAUGGGAAAUUGAAAGAUAUUGCCAGUGAAUUCAAAGAGCAGUUGCAGACCCUGAUUCCAUUUGUAUUAAACCCAGCUAAUUUAAUGGAAAAGGAGAUCAGUGGCUCAAAAGUUACCUGUCGGGGGCUAUUGGAGUAUUUUAAGGCAUAUAUUAAAAUUUACCAAGGAGAAGAUCUGCCUCAUCCCAAAUCCAUGCUUCAGGCCACCGCUGAAGCCAACAAUUUAGCAGCUGCAGCCUCCGCCAAAGACAUUUAUUACAACAACAUGGAAGAGGUUUGUGGGGGAGAGAAACCUUAUUUGUCUCCGGACAUUCUGGAGGAGAAGCACUGUGAAUUCAGACAGCUUGCUCUGGACCAUUUUAGGAAGACCAAGAAGAUGGGUGGGAAGGAUUUUAGCCUUCGUUACCAGCAGGAGCUGGAGGAGGAGAUCAAGGAGCUCUAUGAGAACUUCUGCAAACACAAUGGCAGCAAGAAUGUCUUUAGCACCUUCCGAACCCCUGCGGUGCUUUUCACGGGCAUCGUGAUUUUGUACAUCGCCUCAGGCCUCACUGGCUUUGUUGGCCUUGAGGUUGUGGCCCAGCUGUUCAACUGUAUGGUUGGACUGCUGUUAAUAGCACUUCUUACUUGGGGAUACAUCAGGUAUUCUGGUCAAUAUCGUGAGCUGGGCGGAGCAAUUGAUUCUGGUGCAGCAUAUGUACUAGAGCAGGCUACUUCUCAUAUGGGUAAUUCCACUCAGGCCGCUGUGAGGGAUGCAGUUGUUGGGAGGCCACCUGUGGAUAAAAAAGCUCAAUAGCAUCUUGACGAGAGGAGCCAACGAGAACGCGGCCAGCCCCUCCUGAUUUCUGGGUUUCUGCCACGGCCACAGGUCCAGGUCCAGAGGAACGCAGAUCUGGGAUCACCCGGGAAGAGCUGAAACUCAGCAAUAAUAAAUUAAUAGACCUUUCCCGUGGCUUCAAAUUCUUAAACAUACUUCCAUUUCUGUUGGAAGCAUUUUUUUUCCUUGCUGGUAUAGAUCCAUGCCUGCGUCUAUUUUCUUAUUACUCUCUGCUUUGUGCACUUUAUGGGGAGAAAGCUAAAGGAAAAACUGCAAAUGUGGUUUUAAAUCCUGUAUGUGCCACUUAGUGCCUUUUAAGAUUGAAUCCAGGCUUUUGAGGACAUGAUAGGGAGGGAAUCAAGAAUAACCUCGUGAAAGAUGCUGUUUUGUGGUGAAACCUAUCUGUUCUUCUAUACCUUACUAUUUUAAAAUGUUUACAAAACUUGCAAAAGCUUCAGAACAAAAGACUGAAAAGGAUGCCAUUACACUUUUAAAAUCUUAUAAAGAAUCCUGCUUGCCACAUAGUGUGGAAAAUCCAUAUCCUAUUUAAAUCCACCAUACACUGAAAUUUAUGGUCUUUUACUGACAGGCUGACAGUUUUGUUGGAGCAUACUUUUAUUUUAUUUUUGCCUUCAUUCCUCUAGCUUCUUUUUAGAAAAGAGGGAAACAUGCCUUGAAGAGCCACAGCGGCUCAUAAUGAAAGGAGUGAGCUCGAUGCUUUAAACAAAAAAGCUUGAGUUUAAAUGAACCAUGUGACCUCUGAUGAGUCACUUGAACUUGUGCCUUGCUCACAUUCACUGUUUGCAGGUUUUUAUACACAUCUGUAUUAUAUAUAACUCAUGGUUGUCAUUUGAGAGGUCUUGUUUUCAAGAGUUCUACUUAAGAACAGAACUUUAUUAAGGAUUAGAGGAAAGACAUUACCAAACAUUACUGCCUUUAGUUGUCCUGUUUCAUGUGGCCUAGCAGUAAAUCAGGUCUUUAUCCAAAACAUUUACUUGCGUUCUCCUAGGCACUGUCUAAUAUUUUUAAUAAUAAAGCUAAAAUUGUCAGUUUUGUUUAGCGAGUCUUCCUUUCUUUAACCUCACUUGACUAGUCUGGUAGCUUUAAAAUAGCUUUGGCUUAGUGAGGACCGGAGUCCCACCUAAAUAUGGACAGUAUUCAGAAGUAUCUAAGAAAUCUUUUUUAUUUACCUUGAUUGGGUGGUAAAAAACAUUUUCUCUAUGAGUUGCCUUUUCCUUUGAUUUAUAAUAUAAUGGUGAAUUAUUGUGGAUUUUUAAACUUCACAGAACUUGCCUUUAAGUAUUUAUAUAAACAUUCAGGUAUGAGAGCCUUAAUUAAGAUAGUUUUUGUUGUGGGAGGGAGAUAGGAAGGCUUAGGCGAAACCCAAGUGUAGAUUCUAUAUACGUGAAGAAGUCUGAAUGGAAGGCAGAAGAAAGAAGCAUGUAAUCUCUUUAUUAAAGAAUUUUUACUACAUUAACACUUCACCACUGAAGUAUUUUUAUGAGUCUGAAUUAAUUCCAAGCAUUUUAUAUUUUUUUCCUAUCUACAUACCAUCUUUCCCCUAAGUUCUUGCUAGUUUAUUCAAUUGCCAUUAAAUUUUAGGAAAAUUCCAGCUUGUUCUAAAAACUGUUUAUUUGCCUAUCAGUGCUGCUUAGUGUUGACUGUUAAAUUGAAAGCUUCUCUUUGAAAUUUUGGUGCAUU
Messenger RNA from Odobenus rosmarus divergens (Pacific walrus), 3613 nucleotides. It is a transcript of the gene ATL3, whose product is annotated as atlastin GTPase 3. Gene Ontology annotation, molecular function: GTPase activity; GTP binding. Bases 266 to 1891 code for a protein of 541 amino acids. The record is from RefSeq and is a predicted model, not a curated record. Lineage: Eukaryota; Metazoa; Chordata; Mammalia; Carnivora; Odobenidae. Gene Ontology annotation, biological process: endoplasmic reticulum organization; protein homooligomerization. The transcript is spliced from 13 exons.